AUGGGCUUGUUAAUUUCACAAAUCCAAACUGGAGCAAUCAAAAAUAAGGCUCCGAAAUCGGAAAAGCGUGGAUGGUUUAGUCUACCAUACGAUAUGCGACGAAUUAUAAUCGAUUCAUUGGAUCUUGAAGGAAAAUCCAAAUUAUCGAAAUGUUCAGAAGAUUGUUGUGAGGAAGUUAUGCUAAGUCGAAAUUAUGUUGACGAAAUUCACAUACGUUAUUGCAACGAUGCAAUUAUUGAGAUUCUAGUGAUUUCAAAUUGCAAAAUAUGGAAAUUCAAAAUGAUUCGAUCAUUUUUUAUAAAUUGUCUAGUUCGUUGGGAAUUUGAAGAUACAAUUAUUUCGGAGAAAACAUUUGUGAAUAAAACAACGAAAAUUUGUGAUGAAGAAUAA
Molecule: messenger RNA, 390 nt
Organism: Caenorhabditis angaria
Lineage: Eukaryota; Metazoa; Nematoda; Chromadorea; Rhabditida; Rhabditidae
Source: the annotation of a GenBank genome assembly